Molecule: messenger RNA, 5817 nt
Organism: Choloepus didactylus (southern two-toed sloth)
Lineage: Eukaryota; Metazoa; Chordata; Mammalia; Pilosa; Megalonychidae
Gene: RAD51D
Product: RAD51 paralog D
Exons: 10
Coding region: 239-1225 (328 amino acids)
Biological process (GO): double-strand break repair via homologous recombination; reciprocal meiotic recombination; DNA strand invasion
Cellular component (GO): replication fork; Rad51B-Rad51C-Rad51D-XRCC2 complex; centrosome
Molecular function (GO): ATP hydrolysis activity; ATP binding; ATP-dependent DNA damage sensor activity
Source: RefSeq, a predicted model, not a curated record
GCCGGGGCGGGCGCGCUGGAGCCCCGGCCGGGUCCCGAGAGGGCGGGCCGUCCCCCCACCCACAGGCCUCCGCGCCGCCCCUGCUGCCAAAACGCGCACCGCCAGCGCCCUCUCCAGAAAGCGCGGAGGGGCGUCUGGGGAGAACCCCGCUGUAGCCCACGCGACAAGCCCAGUCCCCCUUUCCCCGCACCCUCCCUCCGAGCCCUGAAACUCGUGCUGUCUCGGGCCUGCGGCGAACAUGGGCGUUCUCAGGGUCGGACUGUGCCCCGGCCUCACCCAGGAGAUGGUCCAGCUUCUGAAGAGCCGCGGAAUUAAGACAGUGGUGGACCUGGUUUCUGCAGACCUGGAGGAGGUAGCCCAGAGAUGUGGCUUGUCUUAUAAGGCCCUGGUUGCCUUGAGGCGGGUGCUGCUGGCUCAGUUCUCGGCUUUCCCCUUCAAUGGUGCUGAUCUCUAUGAGGAACUGAAGACCUCCACUGCCAUCCUCUCCACCGGCAUUGGAAGCCUGGACAAACUGCUUGAUGCUGGUGUCUAUACUGGAGAAGUGACUGAAAUUGUAGGAGGUCCAGGUAGCGGCAAAACCCAGAUUUGUCUGUAUGUGGCUGCAAAUGUGGCCCACAGCCUACAGCAGAACAUCCUGUACAUUGAUUCCAGCGGAGGGCUGACAGCCUCCCGCCUCCUCCAGCUGUUUCAGGCCAGAACCCAGGAUGAGGAGGAACAGGCAGGAGCUCUCCAGAGGAUCCAGGUGGUGCAUGCAUUUGACAUCUUCCAGAUGCUGAAUGCACUGCAGGACCUCAGAGGCACACUGGCCCAGCAGGUGACAGGUUCUUCAGGGACAGUGAAGGUGGUGGUGGUGGACUCGGUCGCUGCGGUGGUCUCCCCACUUCUGGGGGGUCAGCAGAGGGAAGGCCUGGCCUUGAUGAUGCAUCUGGCCCGAGAGCUGAAGACCCUGGCCCGGGACCUGGGCGUGGCCGUGGUGGUGACCAACCACAUGACCCGAGACAGGGAUAGUGGGAGGCUCAAACCUGCCCUUGGACGCUCCUGGAGCUUCGUGCCCAGCACUCGGAUUCUCCUGGGUGUUGGUGAGGGAGAAGGAACAUCCGGCAGCCAGCGCAUGGCGUGCCUGACCAAAUCUCCCCGUCAGCCAACAGGAAUCCAGGAGAUGAUAGACAUUGGGAUUUGGGGAACUCCGGAGCAAAGCCCACGGUUAGAGGGUGAUCAGCUAUGACUGGUACUGUUGAAUGGGAAAGGGGGAGGCACCAAGGCCUCCCAGCUUCCCUGCCCAGUAAUGCCUGCUGCUCAUUGCCACCCAGCACUUGUAUUGAAGUUGAAGCUCUAAGGCUGGGCAGAAGAUUCCAGGACAUCCUCAAUGAGAGGGGAAGAGACAUUGCAGUAUCCUCAGCUUUACUUCCUGUGGGAGCAUAUAGAGUCACAGGCAAGAGAGGAUGCUACAGCAGAAGGACCUAGAAAUUCAUGCUGGUGCCAAGUUUUUUUUCUCUUGUUUCUAUUAUGGAUGUUUCCAGUGGGAUCUAGAGUACCUUGGAGUGGGGCAUUUGUAAAGAGGCACGCUAGCAACUGGUUGGGUGACCCUGAGCGUCGCUCUCUUGUCUUGUCUCUCCAUCCUAGGACAGUGAUUGAGCCAUGAAGCCUCUGACUUGUCUUUGCUUCUAUUUUAUUUUUUGCCUCCUUUUUAAUUUUUUUUUCGUCUGAAGAGGAGACUCCCUUUCUCUUGGCUCUCUCCCUGAGUUACUAGGUGGAAAUUACCCUAUAAAUGCAAAACUCUUCCACAUCAGUGUCCUCUUAAAAACAUAAAAAGGAAAUUCCUUGAGCCCCAGAGCUACCUAAUUUCCCCCAGAUGGUUGUUUUCCAUUUUCCCAGUGAGGCCCCAAAGAAGGGUCAUUCCUCCUUUCCUCUUGUGUUUUUGGUUCACACACCUGCAGGCACCUCCGUGAUUAGGUGAGAACCUCAGCUCGCUGCAGUCCCAGGGAUAUAAUUUAACAGGAAAGGAGGAUGUGACCUGCUCCUAGUGAAUCCAGCCACUAGCUUAAUAUGCAUGGUGCCCUGCAGGUAGAGUAACCAGAGGUGCUGAACCAUGGCCUUGCCCAUAAACAGACAGAGGAGAAUUUGCACAGUAAAUAGAGCCAGCUGGGAAAAUUGAUGCUGGCGUAAAUAAUACAUAGCCAAUCUAGUCCUUUAUGCAGAAAAUCAUUGUCAGUAGCUCCGAGAUGCAAUAUAAUUACACCUCUCUUCCUGCCAGCUGUCCUAUAGCUUAGUGCCCAACUGUAUGAAAUAACCCCCCUGUCUAUUACCAGCACUGUGGUUCUCCGUCUGAGAGCUGUAACCCUGGCUGGAAGUGGAGGAUGACACCAGGGGAGGGAAAAUAAAAGGCAAAGUGGAGAAAUUGUUGGGAUUAUUUACUGACCACAUUUUUUUUUUAAAAAAAAGGAAAGUCUUUCUUGGUUAGAAAGCCUGUUGUGUAAUUCAUUAGUUGUGUCUUGGCUGCAGGAAAAGGGGACAGAGUUACAGGCAGAAGAUAUGACAUUUAGAGAUGGUGAACGCAGCAGGGAUAGAAGCAAGAAGCAUAGAGGAUUGGGAAUGAGUGGUGACCUGGUCUCAGGGUAUCUGAGUGAGGACAGGACUGGUGGAGUCCAAGACUGGAGGAACCUGCUGCUGUUGCUUUUACAGAAGCCCCCAGGAGAAAUUAAUCUUUAGUAAUUUUAUUCUAACUCUAGGGAUUUUAUUCCAGAUGGAUGGGUGGUUGACACAUUCCUGCAACCAUAGUAGGAAGCUAAUAGAUUAAGCAAGGAAUGGCAAAUCCCUUCCACUUGUGGUACCAUUUGGGCCCCCUGGGUCCAUGGCACAUAUCACCAUCUACCACAGCAUUCUUUUCGUGGAGCUCAGAGCCUUUUGCAGCCUCUGUUUUUCUCUAUAUAGUACUCCAGUCAGUUGGAGAUGGCAUUCAAAGUGGAGCCUGGUUGCCUUCUCUGCCCUGGGCAGGUCAGCCAUGUUUCUUGCAUGUGGGAGCAUAGGUGUUCUAUACCUGACUUAGAACCCUAGAAUAUCACAAUUCAAAAGGCCCGUGAAGAUCAUCUGGCCCAUCUGAAAUAGAGGUGGAAACUGAGGUUCAUAGAUGGGAAGUGACAGGCCCAGUGGCCUGGAACUCAGGAAUCCCAACUCCUAGGCCAAGACUCUUUCUGACUUUAAUUUGCCAAUCAGCACAGUUUUACUCUUGCUGGGGGCCUUACUCCAGCUGACAGUGUCACAGCCCUCAUCCAGGUGGCCACUCUGACCAUGGGCAGGUGUUCCAGUCACGACUGCUCCAGCCUACAUGACAUUCCUGCAGAACCGUGGCCCUUAACAUUCGCUUCCUCCUUUGGGCCUCACUCUUGGAUCAGGGCUGUAUCUCACCCCAUGUGCUGCCCCUGCACACUCCUUCCUGAGCAUGGUGCACUGUGCAGUUCCACUGAUAGGCCUUGGAUCAGGCUGGCUCCCCUGUCCAUGUGCCUGUUGCUCCCUUUGCUGUUGUAUCUGCCUCUGCACAUAUCUGGUGCACCCAUAUCCUGACAUCCUCCCCUUUUUAUGCCUCAAGUACAAGCUAGACAGAUGUUUAUAAUAACCCCCCUGUAACACUCACCUGUACUGUCUGUCUGCCCGUGAGCCUGAGAACACUUUAAAGACUCUCAAGUAAACUUUUCUCUGGCCCUUUCCAUACUAUGGGAGCUCAGUAAAUGUUAAAUAUAAGAACAAGUGGGCCUUAGCAUUUUAAAGAUGGCAAUGGAGAAAUGAAAGAAUAUUUUUCCCUUGAUCUAGAUAGUCAUUGAUCCCCUAGGUCUCUUUGUACCAUAUUUUUUCUGCAGAGGACUAUUGUAUGUCCUUCAUUUGACUUUAGACAAAAUUAAUGUUGAGUCCAUACUAUGUGCUAGCACUUGAUGCUCCAAGUGACCUUAAGACAGGUGUGUAAACCUGCACAGACCUCUCUCAGGCAAAAAGUCUAUGUAUUGUUGAGGCUGCUUUCUCCUGCAAGACACAAAGAGGCUUAAACCAUAAGGUUUGUUAUCUCUGAUAACGUGAAGUUCAGGUUUGGUUAAUUCAGUGGUUUGGGUUUUUCCAUCUUUUUGCUUUACUCUUGUGUGUGGGCUUAGACUUCAAGCUAGUUGCCCUCAUCAAAGCCCAGCUGCAGCCAUUCUGAGCAUGACUUAGAUGUGACAAUAUCUACAGACAGAAAAAGGAUCACCUCCUUAUGUUCCUUUAAGAACCAAAAAAACCUCAGAACUUCCCCCUACCAAGACAGAUGUCCUUCAUAUCAUUGGCACAGAAUUGCUUCUCCUAGCAUGUCAGUCAGUAACUGGCAAGGGAAAUAAGACCACCACCAUACCAUGAUUGGCUUAGGCCAACUGGGAAAUAGCCCUGGGGCUGGGGCUGGGGUCAGCCUUUCCUGAAGCAUAUGCUGUGGCUAUGGGAAGAAAGUGAGUGUUCUGCUGAAAAGGAGGAAGGGGGUGUGUGAGUGAAGGAAUUGGAUGUUGCAUGGGGAACCACUAGGGUCUGCCGUAGUUCAGCAGGCAGGUUUAUGGAGGCUUUAUUUGUGCUUGGGGCCUUUGUACACAUUUUAUUUAGACCUUCAGACAUCCUUGUGACAUAGGGAAUCAUUCCAUUUUUUUCAGACAGUGAAGGGGAUCUCAGUGAGGUUAAGGACAGAAAGCUAAGUGGCAACAGAAUCUAUCUGGUUCCAAACCCUACUCUCCAUUCUCAGGCUGCCUCCGGCUGUGACUAUUUAAAUGUUUCAAUAAAAUUCUUUCUUAUACCCCCACCCCACCCCCAUAGCAGCAAAGGCUGCAUAUCCCAGCCUCUUUUCAGCUUAGCUCACUGUAAAAAGCUGGAUCAGAGAUACACUUUAUCAGCCCUUUCUCAUUUCCCCCAGGGAAGUUACAAGAGAAAAUGAAAAACACUUGGAGAAGGAAGAUAUCAUUAGUAUUAAAGAGCAGGAGGUUCAGGGGGAAUUAAACCUGAAUAAGAAACAUCAGGGUCUAUAGUUCCCUGAGAUGUGAGCUGGGAGGAGAUAAGAGAAUUAGAUGCAUAUCUUGCUAGGUUUUUGCUGUGUUCUGACAUGGAGUUGAACUGGGUAAAGUUAAAACUGUACAACUCUGUGUGUUGAGGAUAGGCAUUAGAGAAGGCCCUGGUGCAUGGAACUUAGAGUAGAGCUAUUAGAGUAUAUCAUUAGUCAAAAGUUAAUCUAAAAAAGUGCUUUUCCUCAUUUUUUUUAUUCUAUUACACUGGCUAGACUACCCUCAGUACUAUGUUGAAUAGAAGCAAAAAAUGGCCAUGGUCCUUGUCUUGUUCCUGACUUAAGAGGGCUGUUUCCAGUAUUGUAUUAAGAAAGAUUGUCAGUUCCCUGUCAUGGCCUUUAUCAAGUUAAAGACGUUGUUGCAUUUUGUAUCAGUCCUGGAGAGAAAGUCCAGGUAUUGGCUGUUAUAUUUGCCACACAUAAGAGUUCUUUCUCCCAGCAGGUGGAAAGUCCAAGGCCCUGGAGCUGUACAAGUGAACUUCAGCCGCUGCCUGAGUGUGAUUCCUUGAGUAGCCCUUGAAUCCUAGCUUUUCCCUGGCCUCUCCUUUGUAGCCUCAGUUUAAGUUUGUGUUUUGCUAAAAACAGCGGCCUGUGUUGAGAAAGAUACCUAGUCAAGGAAAAAGAUUUUUUACAUCUCAACUAGUUUGGUCUUAGCUCUGAAUACUUGCUGUAUGACAUUGAAUGAAUAACUUAGCCUCUUUAAACCUCAGUUUCAUCUACUGUAAAAUGGAGGAAAUAAAACCUGCUUCAUAGAGUUA